Messenger RNA from Haliotis rufescens (red abalone), 1084 nucleotides. RefSeq lists its product as uncharacterized. Gene Ontology annotation, biological process: monoatomic ion transport. Lineage: Eukaryota; Metazoa; Mollusca; Gastropoda; Lepetellida; Haliotidae. The coding region runs from base 18 to 488 and encodes 156 amino acids. The transcript has 2 exons. The record is from RefSeq and is a predicted model, not a curated record. Gene Ontology annotation, cellular component: membrane.
CCCUCAUCGCUGACCGCAUGCCCACCACCUCCCGCGACACCUCCUACAUGGCCAUGUACCUGGCUGUCAUCCUCUGUCUGAGCGGCCUGUCCGUAGUGCUGACCAUCGUCGUCCUGGACUUCAACCUCCGGGAAGGUAAAGUGACGCCGUGGCUGGAACAUGCAACCAGGUGUGUAGUUAUGCCCUUGACCUGUGCCCGGAGCUUGAACCGGAAGUCGAGGUCAGCGUCAGUCAGCAGCAUCGACACUGUGGGAGAUCCCAAGUUCAAGGACAUUCAGAAUGCAGUCCACAAGAGUGAUCCAACCGACGCCGACGGCAUCGCGAGUGCCCCCUCUACCAGCCCCAGUGCAGAGAUGACAUGGCAGGAGAUAGCCAGAGCCUUUGACGCACUUUUCUUCAGGCUGUAUCUGGGUACAAUAGCAACCGUCACCAUCGUAGUCUUAGUUUUCCUGAGUUCGAUAAUGCUCAAUAGAGACACUGAGAUUUAGGCUUCUCACUUCGCUUAUCCAGUGCUUUAUAGAUCCUUGCUAUCAGAAGGAAUACCCUGGAACAUCACUACCAUAAUUUCCUUUAUAUUCGAAAGACAGACAGCUACAAAUUGCAGUCUAUAGUAUAUUCAUGAGCAAGAAACGCUAUGUGAUAAGUAUGUGAUAAGUUAGUGAUAAGUAAGUGAUGAGUUAGUGAUAAGUAUGUGAUAAGUUAGUGAAACGUAUGUAAUAAAUUCAUAUAAGGUAAUGAUAAAUUAGUGAUAUGUAUGUAAUAUGCUGGUGACACGAAUGUAAUAAGUUAGUGAUGAGUAUGUGAUAAGUUAGGGAUAAGUAUGUGAUAGGUUAGUGAUGAGUAUGUGAUAAGUUAGUGAUAAGUAUGUGAUAAGUUAGUAAUGAGUAUUAGAUACGUUAGUGAUAAGUUAGUGACACGUAUGUGAGAAGUAUGUGAUACGUUAUUGAUAAGUAUGUGAUAAGUUUGUGAUAAGUUAGUGAUGAGUAUGUGAUGAGUAUGUGAUACGUUUAUGACACGUAUGUGAGAAUUAUUACCCACGUGGUGAAGAUACAGGUGGUAAGAUACUAAAUCCGUACGUCACACG